GUAUAUGUAUUUCCGGUAACAAUAUUGUCAAAUAGUGUACAAGGUGGCAUAAAACAAUAAUUUUCAGCUUCUGAGGAUUUAAUUUUUGUUUGCCAUGGUUAAUUGAAUAAACAGUCAUGAAUAUAGGAACAGCAACAAGUGAAGAAAAUCCAACACAUGUGUACUUUGGUACUCGUGGGUUCUGGAUAACAUACACUAUAAUUGUGUUGUUCUGUCAUUUCUUAUUACUGAGUAUGCCAUUCUUCUCAACAGCUUUGGCAUGGACAGUCACAUGUGUAUUUCACAGUGCGUUUACUUAUAUAAUGUUGCAUAACACAAAAGGAACCCCAUUUGGCACCCCAGAACAGGGGAAGGCAAGAACACAGACAACAUGGGAACAGAUUGAUUGUGGACAACAGUUUACACCAACGAGAAAAUUUUUGACUAUUGUGCCUAUAGUUUUAUUUUUUCUGGCAAGUUUCUAUACCAAGUAUGACACAGUACAUUUUAUCUUCAAUCUUGGAGCCCUUGGAUUAGGAGUUAUACCAAAACUCCCACAGUUACAUGGUGUGAGAAUAUUCGGAAUUAACAAGUGGUAAACAUCCAAUCAGAAUGCUUAACAACAAGUGGUGGACAUUUCAAUUGAGCAAGACAUGCUUCUGAUGUUUGCUUUUAUCUAUUUGUAAAACAAGUUCUGAAUGUUUAUUUGAUAGUGCUUUGGUCGCCUUUAGAAAUGUUAAACUUUAAGACCUUUUAAAUUAAUUGAUCUUUGUAUUUGUAUAGAUCAUACUUGGUAUUUUAUGAAUGUAAGUUUAUAGGAAUGGUUGUUUUUGUAUGAAAAUGUGAUGUUGAAAAUUAUGGAUGCUUCGAAGACAAGAAUGAUAUUUUGUUGUAUAAUGUAGCAGAAAUACAUUGUAAAGGGCAAAAAGCUUUAGGGAUUUGUGAAGUAUUUUCCAUUUGUGAUAAUCUUUUCUUCAAUUUCUUUGGAUGAUAUUAGAGUAAUGGUAUUUAUUUAUAAGGAAAUGUCAGGUAAGAUCUCUAGCUUCAUAUCAGAUAAAUGCAUUGUUACAGGUAAAAUGUAUGUGACCGAAUCGUGUUCUUGAUUGGUUAAUUUAGUACUACUAAUUUUGUCAGUCAUGAAUUGUGUAUUGUUAUAUUUAUAGAAAUGAUUUAGAUGUAGGUGCUUUGAUGUAAAUAUUUAAUAUUUAUAGGUAUUUUUAGUACUGAACCUUACAAGGCAAAGACAAUUUUAAUGGACUAUUUCUCAUGCACUUAACAGUGAUCUAGCUAGGAAUAAGGGGUAGAGGGGCACAGUUUGGAAAUGGCCAUGUUAGUUGGGUUUGCUGUCUGAAUAGGGGCAACUUGAUCACAUUUAUAGAUAAAAUAUUGGGAUAAUUAAAUAAAAUUUAUGUAAUUUUUUUUCUUAAUAUAUAGUAUUAUGUGGUAGUUAAAUGAUAUUUUUUGCAUUGAACAUAUUUUUUUUCUAUUCAGAAAACAAUAAUUCUUAAGGCAGCACUAUAAGGGCAGAGCGAACUGUGCCCCUCAAUUUGGGCUAGCUAGGACACUGCU
Mytilus californianus (California mussel) is the source of this 1548-nucleotide messenger RNA. RefSeq names its product ORM1-like protein 1. The transcript has 4 exons. Gene Ontology annotation, cellular component: endoplasmic reticulum membrane. NCBI's taxonomy places the organism in Eukaryota, Metazoa, Mollusca, Bivalvia, Mytilida, Mytilidae. The record is from RefSeq and is a predicted model, not a curated record. The coding region runs from base 117 to 578 and encodes 153 amino acids. Gene Ontology annotation, biological process: negative regulation of ceramide biosynthetic process; ceramide metabolic process; intracellular sphingolipid homeostasis.